UGGCCUGUCGCUCCGGGCCGGGCCCCGCGUCUCGUUCCAGCCCCUCCCGACGGUGCCCCCCUCUGGGGAGGGAAAGGUGCCACCUCAGUCACCGCUCUGCAGGGUCCGCCUGAGCCGCCUGCGUCCAGUGGCUUGCAGUCUUUCCCAGCCCUCCCUUCUGCUUACGGAGACACUUUGGUGAACAUUUUCCUGCACGACCCCAUCAUCUGUCCUCUCUUGUCACCAUCAUUCUCCCCAUGUCUGUUCUGGGGAGUGACAGCCUCUCCUGAAAUAGCACCCCCGGGAUCAGUGAUGACUCCCACCCUGGAACCACCGUCUUCAGUCACCAACCACAGGGAAGGAGAGGUGAAGGGGGAGACGCAGAGUGAGGACCACCUGUUCAUUAACUCAAGGAGCAGCUCUCCACUGCUGCUAAGCUUGAGGCCGGAAGACGUGCUGUGCUGUGACUCCUCGGAGCAGAUGAGAAGGGGUCUCUGCCCAGAAGCCGAGUAUGGCUGUGUCACUUGUGGAAACAAAGAUGCGGUUGGUGAUGCUGCCGGACGCUGUGGUCAGGGUCCAGCAGGAGACAGACAGCAGAAGGUCUCUUCGUGCCUGCUGGAGGUCUGAUUGGCACUGCCUUCUAUUUGCCCUUAAGUGGGGGUAAGCGUUGCCAAGGGGCUGGGGAACGGGUCCCUGGGAGGC
This is a messenger RNA of Vicugna pacos (alpaca), 681 nucleotides long. NCBI's taxonomy places the organism in Eukaryota, Metazoa, Chordata, Mammalia, Artiodactyla, Camelidae. The record is from RefSeq and is a predicted model, not a curated record.